This is a messenger RNA of Colossoma macropomum (tambaqui), 1533 nucleotides long. RefSeq names its product intraflagellar transport 46 homolog (Chlamydomonas) (gene ift46). Lineage: Eukaryota; Metazoa; Chordata; Actinopteri; Characiformes; Serrasalmidae. The record is from RefSeq and is a predicted model, not a curated record. The transcript has 12 exons. Gene Ontology annotation, cellular component: centrosome; intraciliary transport particle B; motile cilium. Gene Ontology annotation, biological process: intraciliary transport; cilium assembly. Bases 64 to 1122 code for a protein of 352 amino acids.
CCUGGUCUCAUCUGAAGUAUCGCGGGAUCGGUCUCCCUGGGUUACAGCACAGCGCCUGCUUACAUGGAGAGGUUUGAGCGACACAAGACUCAGCUCAUAAACAAUCAGCCAUUCGACGAGACACUGGAUGUCAACGAUUCCGAAGAGGUCGCCAGUUUGUACACACCAACACCACGUCAAACAGUCUUCAGGAGCAGACAACAACUGAAUAACAUGGCCAAUAACAGCAGCGAUGAAUAUGAAGAAGACACAAAGAAAAAAAAGGAGCCACCAGCGAGUCCACGAGGAGCUAGUGCAAAUAAUGAGGAAGAGGAGGAGGAAGAAGAUGAUGAUGAUGAUGACUCAGAUGAAACAGAGUCAGAUGAAGAGGAAGGGGAGCCAGGAUCAGCUCCUGAAGGAGCAUAUGACCCGGCAGAUUAUGACCAUCUUCGUGUUACAGCAGAAAUAAAAGAACUUUUCCAGUACAUCACACGAUACACACCACAGACUAUAGAAUUGGACCAUAAGCUGAAGCCUUUUAUUCCUGACUUCAUCCCAGCUGUAGGGGACAUUGAUGCUUUCCUUAAAGUUCCUCGGCCGGAUGGGAAGGCAGAUGGUCUGGGGCUGCUGGUGCUGGAUGAACCCUGUGCUAAGCAGUCUGACCCUACGGUGCUCUCCCUGUGGCUCUCAGAGAACAGCAAACAGCACAACGUUACUGAGGUGAAAGUAAAGAGUAUUGAGAACCCACAGAAGAACCCCAAAGCCAUAGACAACUGGAUAGAGAGCAUAAGUGAACUACACCGCUCGAAACCACCAGCUACUGUACACUACACCAGACCCAUGCCAGACAUCGAUACCCUGAUGCAGGAGUGGCCACCUGAGUUUGAGGAGCUUUUGGGCAAGGUGAACCUUCCUACAGCAGAUAUUAACUGUGGCUUAGCAGAAUAUAUUGACAUAAUAUGUGGUAUCCUGGACAUCCCCGUGUAUAAGAACCGAAUCCAGUCUCUCCAUGUCCUAUUCACACUCUAUUCUGAAUUUAAAAAUUCCCAGCACUUCAAGGCGUUGGCAGAGGGCCACAAGUCCAACACUUCAUCCGCUCCACGCACCGCUACAGCAGAAGCAGAGACAUUGACAUUAGAGUGAUCCCCACAAUCACUCCCCACCCACAAGGACCUUUUAAAACUGCCCUUAACUCUUUACUGCUGAUCCACCCCCACCACUCCCAUGUGAAAAUGGAGCAUUGAUUUUAUUGCACCUUACCUCUUUCUCACGCAUGAACAUCCUGUUGUGCUUUUCCAAGGGUCAUGACCUUAAUAACACAUCAGCAUUACUUUAACUUUUCUGCAGUCUGGCAAAUGUAUGUAUAAUUAGCUUUAAAGAUUUUUUUUUUGUAAAUUAUUCUAUUCAUUUGUAUGUCGAUGAUUUAGAAGAGUGCUUUUAUUCAUAAACCGUGGGAAGCCUUAACCAGGCUGUUAUAUGACACUAUGCCAAAUGGUAAUGUUUCCUGAGUCAGUAAGAUUUACAAAUAAAGAUUUAUUUCCUCAGUAGCGGUGA